This is a messenger RNA of Radiomyces spectabilis, 483 nucleotides long. RefSeq lists its product as uncharacterized. The record is from RefSeq and is a predicted model, not a curated record. The transcript is spliced from 2 exons. Gene Ontology annotation, molecular function: glutamine synthetase activity. Lineage: Eukaryota; Fungi; Mucoromycota; Mucoromycetes; Mucorales; Radiomycetaceae. Bases 1 to 483 code for a protein of 160 amino acids.
AUGGCUGUCGGAAGUCACGUUAUCUCCAAAUAUUCGAAUCUCGAUCUAAAAGGACACACUCUCGUGGAAUAUGUAUGGCUGGAAGACAACGGUGAAACAUUUGAUUCUUUCACGAAAUCAACAAGAGACCCACCUCAACUGUAUAAAGCCCUAACUAUGCCCUUGGAUUCUUUUGGCCAAAAGGAACUGAAACCAGCAACUACGUUUCGUGAUCCUUUUCGAGGCGACUAUAAUAAGAUUGUACUAUGCAACAAACCAUUGAUGUCCAGUCAGCUGGACAAAUGCGAAACAGCCAUGACACGCAUCGACUGUCAUGUUUCUUCGUACCUAAUUAAGGAAUGUUACGAGUUGUCUGGACGUGUUGGUAAAGCCGGAAUGACACCCAAGGAUCUCCAAUGCCCUGGUAGAAGUGGUUGUGACGUUUUGCAAGCGAGUUUGUUGAAGCACAUCAUCGGGCCUGCUUAUACGCUGGUAUCAACGUGA